AUGUAUGGUGAAGAGUCUGAAGACCCAAGCCUACCGAAUGCGCACUUUGAACUGACUGUCCCAACAAGCAAGCUUUACGUGAGCCACCACAACAGUCUGAGAACCUACAACGAGGACAAUCAGGGGUCCCAACAUAUCAGCAAAGAUGCCAGCUCCAUGAUCAAGAUCGACACCCAUGCAUCGGCAGUACUCAAAGCUAGAGACAAAAUCUCUAUCCUGGUGAACUUUCUGACACAGGGCCACGAGACUCUUCCACCUCUUAUGCCUGAAAUAUGUACCACAAAGCCGUACCAAGACUAUCUUCCGCGGUAUGGGUGUCUUCUUCGGGUACACGAAAACACCUUGAAGUUCCUUGAAUCAUACCAGACGAAUAUUGAUUCUCGGCCAUUACACGUUGCGAAAUCUUUCUACCAUUAG
Penicillium angulare is the source of this 417-nucleotide messenger RNA. RefSeq lists its product as uncharacterized. The record is from RefSeq and is a predicted model, not a curated record. Lineage: Eukaryota; Fungi; Ascomycota; Eurotiomycetes; Eurotiales; Aspergillaceae. Bases 1 to 417 code for a protein of 138 amino acids. The transcript has a single exon.